GCCGGCACCCCCGUCCCGUCCCGUCCCGCCCCGUCCCAUCCCGGCCGGUCCCGGCUCCCGCCAUGGCGCUGGGGAAGCUGCAGAAGGUGCUGAUCAGCGACAGCCUGGACCCCUGCUGCCGGGAGAUCCUGCAGGCCGGCGGCCUCCGGGUGCAGGAGAAGCCCGGCCUGAGCAAGGAGGAGCUGCUGCGGGAGAUCCGGGACUGCGAUGGGCUCAUCGUCCGUUCGGCCACCAAAGUCACGGCCGACGUGCUGGAGGCGGCGGAGAGGCUGCAGGUAGUGGGCAGAGCGGGCACCGGCGUGGACAACGUCGAUGUGGAGGCGGCCACCAGGAAGGGUGUCCUGGUCAUGAACACACCCACUGGGAACAGCCUCAGUGCCGCUGAGCUCACCUGCGGGAUGAUCCUGUGCUUGGCCAGGCAGAUCCCGCAGGCAGCUGCCUCCAUGAAGGAGGGCAAGUGGGACCGUAAGAAGUACAUGGGCAUGGAGCUGAACGGGAAGACGCUGGGCGUGCUGGGGCUGGGGCGCAUCGGCAGGGAGGUGGCCACCCGCAUGCAGGCUUUUGGCAUGAAGACCAUAGGCUACGACCCCAUCAUCACCCCCGAAGCCUCGGCCGCCUUCGGCGUGGAGCAGCUGCCGCUGGAGCAGAUCUGGCCCCGCUGCGACUUCAUCACGGUGCACACACCACUGCUGCCCUCCACCAUGGGGCUCCUGAAUGACAGCACCUUUGCCAAGUGCCGCCGCGGUGUGCAGGUGGUGAACUGUGCCCGCGGUGGCAUCGUGGACGAGGGUGCGCUGCUGCGGGCGCUGCGGUCGGGGCAGUGCGGCGGGGCUGCCCUCGACGUCUUCACGCAGGAGCCCCCGAAGGACCGUGAUCUGGUGAACCACCCCAACGUCAUCUGCUGCCCACACCUGGGCGCCAGCACGCGGGAGGCACAGAGCCGCUGCGGCCAGGAGAUCGCCAUGCAGAUCGUGGACAUGGCCACGGGGAAGGGGCUGGCCGGCAUAGUCAAUGGGCAGGCUCUCAGCAAGGCUUUCACACCGCAGACCAAGCCCUGGAUCGCCCUGGCCAGGGCCCUGGGCACGGUGCUGCGCACUGCGGGCAAGCAAGCGCAGGGCAGCGUGCAGGUCUGCACCCUAGGGACACCCCUGCGGGAGGCCGGGAGCUACCUGAUGCCUGCCGUGGCUGCGGGCAUGCUGGCUGGAGGGGUGCAGAAGGAGGUGACCCUGGUGAAUGCCCUGCUGCUGGCCCAGGAGGCUGGGCUGAAGGUCACAACCAGCCACGGCGACGUGGCCCCCGAGCCCGAUGGCAGCACCGGCUUGCUGCAGGUGUCCCUGCAGGGCACUCCGCACCGGGCGGCAGGGACAGUGCAGGGCAGCACCCCAGUGCUGCGGGAGAUCAAUGGGGCCACCUUCAAGCAGCCGGCCCCACUGGCUGGCCCCAUCCUCAUCUACAGAGCCAAAGCCUCUGAGCCGAACACGCUGCCCGCACUCGCUGGGCUGCUGGGGAAGGCGGGGGUCCAGCUCCAGUCCUACCACAGCUCAGGCACGGUGGCAGGGGAGCAGUGGAGCGUCGUGGGGCUCUCGGCCCCCCUGUCCGACCUCGGCGAGCUGAAGUCACGCAUCACCGAGGUCUUCCAGCUCCACCUCUAAACCCUGACUGCCAGCAAGGACUCUCCCCAUGGCCGCAGCACCUGGAACCCCCCUCAGCUGGGGGAGCAUCGCACCCGGCCGCCCCUGGCCCCCACGCUGGGCUUGGGGUAGCCCCACACUCAAUAAAGGGUCCAGAAGGAGCGAG
This is a messenger RNA of Gymnogyps californianus (California condor), 1797 nucleotides long. RefSeq names its product phosphoglycerate dehydrogenase (gene PHGDH). The coding region runs from base 63 to 1652 and encodes 529 amino acids. Gene Ontology annotation, biological process: L-serine biosynthetic process. The transcript is spliced from 12 exons. Gene Ontology annotation, molecular function: NAD binding; phosphoglycerate dehydrogenase activity. Lineage: Eukaryota; Metazoa; Chordata; Aves; Accipitriformes; Cathartidae. The record is from RefSeq and is a predicted model, not a curated record.